Symbiodinium sp. CCMP2592 is the source of this 461-nucleotide messenger RNA. NCBI's taxonomy places the organism in Eukaryota, Dinophyceae, Suessiales, Symbiodiniaceae. The record is from the annotation of a GenBank genome assembly.
GGCUGGGGAUCGACCCGAAGUACGUCACGCCAGUUCAGCUGGAAGUGGUGACUCGAGUCCUCCUUUCCAUUUUCACUCUGCUCUACACUGCGACAGGGGCGAUUUAUGCCGCGGAGCACGACGUGAACCCGCAGUUUCCGGACUUCUUCACUGCCUUGUACUUCGGCUUGACCACCUUGACAACUGUGGGCUUUGGCGACAUUACGCCAAUCACCGCCCAAGGUCGCCUGGUAGUGGCUGCAUCCAUCUUGGCAGGAGUCGGGAUCAUCCCCUAUCAGCUGAGCAAGCUGGCAGAGGUCUUCAUGGCUACUGCGAGCUUCGAUCGGCAGGGCAUCCGCUUCCAGAGCAUCCAGGAAUCUCCGGAGAGUUCGGGCCGCCAGUGCCCUUCGUGCAACGCGACCCCGCAUCGGAAGGAUGCAGCCUUCUGCUGGCGCUGUGGUGCUGUGAUGCCUGUCGACUAG